Chionomys nivalis (European snow vole) is the source of this 620-nucleotide messenger RNA. RefSeq names its product prothymosin alpha-like. The transcript has a single exon. The coding region runs from base 93 to 425 and encodes 110 amino acids. The record is from RefSeq and is a predicted model, not a curated record. NCBI's taxonomy places the organism in Eukaryota, Metazoa, Chordata, Mammalia, Rodentia, Cricetidae. Gene Ontology annotation, cellular component: nucleus. Gene Ontology annotation, molecular function: histone binding. Gene Ontology annotation, biological process: positive regulation of transcription by RNA polymerase II; negative regulation of apoptotic process.
CCUCCUCGGCGGACUCCGGCAGCUCUCUCGCCAGAGUCCUCGAACUCGAUUCGUCUCGCACUCGCUGCAGCGGAUAACCGGCGUGCCCCACCAUGUCAGACUCGGCCAUGGACACCAGCUCCGAGAUCAUCACCAAGGACUUGAUGGAGAAGAAGGAAGUUGUGGAGGAGGCUGAGAAUGGAAGAGACGCACCUGCCAAUGGCAAUGCUAAUGAAGAAAAUGGGGAGCAGGAGGCCGACAAAGAGGUAGAUGAAGAAGAGGAAGAAGGUGGGGAGGAAGAGGAGGAGGAGGAAGAAGGUGACGGUGAGGAAGAGGAUGAAGAUGAAGAUGAGGAAGCUGAGGCUCCUACGGGCAAGCGGGUAGCUGAAGACGAUGAGGAUGAUGAUGUUGACACCAAGAAGCAGAAGACUGACGAGGAUGACUAGACAGCAAAGGAAAAGCUAAACUAAGGCCGCCGUGACCUGUUCACCCUCCGCUUCCCGUCUCAGAAUUUAAACGUGGUCACCUUUGAGUAGAGGAGCUGGCCCCGUCCGCCCACAGCAGGCAGUGCCACCCACAGAUGACAUGCGCUCUUCAUCAACCCACCAAAACCACAACAUGAAUUUACAACAGGGGAGGAA